Molecule: messenger RNA, 5589 nt
Organism: Menidia menidia (Atlantic silverside)
Lineage: Eukaryota; Metazoa; Chordata; Actinopteri; Atheriniformes; Atherinopsidae
Source: the annotation of a GenBank genome assembly
GUGACCUUCCUAACCAAUAAAAUAUUAAGGGAGGAGUCCACUUCAAUCAGUUUAGCACAAUGAAAGAUCGCCGAUUCUGUCGCUGCAGAUGAUCUCCAGACUCAGUUUGCAUCAUGCUGUUAUAGUGCCUGGAAUCGGGAGCUGUGUAUUUUUGCUUCUUCUGCAUUUUCUAUCGGUUAACAAAUAUUAGCGGGUGGUCCUUGUGCACCCAUCAUAAUGCAUCUGAUGCCUGUUUGUUCCGUUAGUGGUGGAGACAUAUUUGAUUGUAUACAGAGGGGAAAUAUUGAACAGUGUAUACACUUCGUCCAAAAUGAUCGAUCUGUUAUGAAACAUAAAGGCUGGGGUGGCUUCACCCCGCUCCACUAUGCUGCCCUUCAUGGAAACCGAGCCCUGGUAGACUUCUUCCUCAGCAAUGGGGGAGAUCCUAACCUCACAUGUGAUGCAGGUCAGACAGCCUUUCAUUUCUCCUGCAGGCAAGGGAACAUCUACAUUAUCCAUAAGAUGAUGCAGUAUGGAGCUGAUUUACGCAUUGUGGACUUGCAGGGAAAAACAUCCCUGCAUCAUGCAGUUACUGGAGGAAACAUUGUUGCAGUGCACUAUUUGUGGGAAACGGGAAUGUUCAGGUUCUCAGACACAGACACAUAUCAGGUGACACCCCUUCACCUGGCUGCAUCCACAGGCAACAUAGAGAUGGUUCGAUAUUUGCUGAGAGAUCAGAGGUGUGCUGUUGAGGCAGUUGACCAGCAGGGGGCGACUGCACUUCACGUUGCAGCAGAAAGGGGUGGAGUUGAGGUGUGCUGGACAUUGCUGCAGAGGACAGGGUGUGGGAUGCUCCAUCAGAAAAACUACAGUGGCCUUACUCCACUGGAUCUCAGCAAACAGGGGAAAACAUUCAGACAUCAGCAACUCACCAAACUACUGAGUCGGUACAUUAACGAGCCAGUAAACCACAAACCCACAGAGUCUCAUGUAUUAUAUUACUGGACGCUGUUUUUUCCAUCUCUGAGUGGAGCUGCCAUCCUCCUGACAGCAGCCAUGUUGGGUGGCUACGGGGGGCUGGCCUGUGCUUUGCUAUUCCCCUGGCUGGCAAGAAGCAUUUUUACACAAUACCACCGCAUGACCACAUACCAAAGAUUACCCAAUCCAGUCUACUUGGGAACUCUCAUUGCUGGUUUGUUUCAUUCCCUACUCUGCUUCUAUGGAAAAAUUAUGCCCAGUGUGUGGCCAUCUGGUGCUUUGGCCCAGGUGUCCUUGGUCCAUUUUUCCAUGCUCCUAGCUCUCUUCUGUAAGGUUCUGACUCGGGACCCCGGGGCACUGGACAGGGCAGAUGCAGAUCCUCGCUUCUCCUGUAUCACUGACCUGGUGGAGAAUAACCAGAGUCCUCACAGGUUCUGCCCGUACUGUGAGCUUUUUCAGCCUGACAACACAAAACACUGCAGGCUGUGCGAGGUGUGCAUUAAAGACUAUGACCAUCACUGCCUUUUCCUCAACCGCUGCAUCGGCCGGGGAAACCAUCGCCUCUUCCUCCUCUUCAUCCUCUCCAUGGCGACGGCUCACCUUCUUUUUGUUGCCAUGGCAAUAAGUUACUUAUACAGUAAGAUGGCGUCAGGCAGUCACAGUUUGUCAUCAUGGCUCACUCUGUUUGGAGAGGAGUUCUGGGUUUUGGUCAUGAUGGUAAUGAAUGCGCUCACGCUCCUUUGGGAGGUGUGGCUCCUCACUGAGCAGUUUGAUGCUAUUGCCACGGGAACGACCACCUACUUCAGACAGUGUGAUAGCUCAGUGCGACAGAGGUCACUAGGGCAGCGUUGUGUUGUGGUGCUGUCGUUUCUGCUGGACGGGAGGAAAUGGGUGGGCAGCAGACAAACCAGAGAGGACAAACCUGCCAUAGAUAUUUAAGACAAUUUUGUGAUUGUGUGUUGUUUUUAUUUAACAACUCUCUAAUGCCAUUGAUAUUCUGUACUUCGAUGUAAUAAAUUAUUAUAUCUUUAUAUUAUAUUUUGUUAUAGAGUUAGAUUUCAAGGAAAAAAAACAGAAGAUUUGUGUACAAAGUUCCUAGCAGGAUAACUGCUACUAAAGCUUUUAAAUUCCUCAUUUACAGCUGUUUUUAUAGUCGAUGUGAAAAGAUUUUAAUGUCACAGUCGCUGCUUUAAAAGGAAACCCCUGUCAAUACAUUGUCAUGUUGUGAAGCCUUUAGAAGAUCAAAGUACAAGAUACUGAGAAUGGUUACUAGCAGGUGGAGUAAAUGUUUUUCUUCCCUAACUUAAUGACAUUAUCUUACCAACCUGUUCCAAAUCAUUUAUGCCAUUAUGCUUCCUCUGCUCACACUAAUGGGACAUGCUCUUUUCAUGCCUUCAAUUACAGACACUCAUUUCCUUCGUGUCCCACAGGACCCAAACUCUGGAUUAUAGAUGAUGUUCUCCACACGCCCUCAGAGGCUGGUGUGUCUGGACUGUGUGAGCGGCCCCGUUGUGGCAUAUAAUUUAGUGUCUACUCUACCAUCUGUUGAUCACACGUAGGACUCUUAAACAGUGUUUUUACUCCUCUGUGCUAUUUUAUUUGCCUGGUUGUAACAUAUUGGUAUUCUAAUGGUUAAUGUGUUUUUUUCUUAAUCUGUAAUCACUUAUUUUUGGUUGUUUUCUUUCUGAAAUGAUGCCCCAUUUGUGCUAUGAAGUAUUUGUAUGUUGUAGAAAGAAGUAUUGGUCAUUUCUGAAAUGUUGAUAAGAAUGAAUAAUAAUAGUUCCCAUUCAAGACCUUUUCAGACUCAAAGCUUGUGACCCUCUCAUUUACAUAGUCGAGUCCUAAACAGCCAAAGCCUUGGUUGCAGCUCUGCUCUGACUAAAAAUUAAUGUACAGUCAAGACAUCCAAAGGAGAAGCUCUACUUUACCCAGAAGUCAGCAGUUUUCACUUCUCCAUCAAGACGGCCUAUUUCCUGAAUGAUAGGCAGACUGCAGAUUUAACUCAAGAGAAGAGCAGGAGAGAAUCACACAGCUGUGUUUUGUUUGUUUGAAAAGCGGUACUUGUGAUCGGAGCUGCUUCUUGUGGCAAUGUGAUGCUCUCUUUAGGUGUGCACAGUCUGAUUCCAGGCUGAGAACUGACUGGUCAGCUAUUCUGAGAUGACACGGCAAGUAAUACUUGCAUGACUGUCUGUACUUCCUUCGUUCUCAGCGUCUGUCCACAUCAGCAUUCUUCAGUGAUUUGUCAUUUGCGUUAAUAGUGCACCUCUCUCGGUGAAUAUGGUCAUUUGAUUUGUUUCUCGGACAGAGAUUUCACUCAUCAUUGUUUCAUGCCCUGAAUGCGCUUGUGUUUGUUUGGCAUUGCUCCAGAAAUGGUCCCAGUGGAGAAGGAUAUGUUGUUCAGGCACUCUCAGCAUCAUGAAGCCAUCCAGGACUUCUCAGAUCUAUAACAAACCAAAUAAACCAGCAGCACGAUCCAAGAGCAUGGUGCUUGGAGAGUUGUCUCGGCUCUCCAGGCCCUGCUCACCCCUGGAGCAGGAGAAAGCCCUGAAGGCAGGAUGGCUGAAAAGGCAGCGCAGUAUCAUGAAAAACUGGCAGCUACGGUGGUUCGUCCUGAGGACUGAAGCUCUGUAUUUCUACAAGGACCAAGAUGAGAGCAAGGCACAGGGUUGCAUUCCUCUUCAGGGUUGCCAUGUCAAUGAGGUACCUGCCAAUCAGGAUGAGCCCGGGCGCCACCUUUUUGAAAUUGUUCCAGGAGGGACUGGAGAAAGGGAUCGAAGCGGCGUAAGCCAUGAAUCAUUCCUACUGAUGGCCAACUCACUCAGUGACAUGGAGGAAUGGGUCAGAGCCAUACGAAGAGCUAUAUGGGCUCCACUGGGAGGAGGUGUGUUCGGACAGCACCUGGAGGAGACUAUGUCAUAUGAGGCCCAGUCUGGCUCUCGGCGAACAGUGCCAGUCCUGGUGGAACAAUGUGCCUGCUUCAUACGGGAGCAUGGCCUCAAAGAGGAGGGUCUUUUCAGAGCCCCUGGGCAAACUAAUAGUGUUCGAGAGCUGCAGGAUGCCUUCGACCGUGGCGAGAAGCCAGCAUUUGACAGUUCCACUGAUGUCCACACAGUGGCGUCACUACUGAAGUUGUACAUUCGGGAGCUACCAGAGCCUAUAAUACCAUUCUCAAAAUACACACAGUUUCUCUCUUGUGCUCAACUUCUCACCAAGGAUAAAGAUCUGGCCAUAACUGAACUAAUUAAACAGGUGAAAUCCCUUCCUCAGGUCAACUAUAACCUCCUCAAAUACAUCUGCAGGUUUCUUGAUGAGGUACAGUCACAUUCAAAUGACAAUAAGAUGAGUGUUCAGAACCUAGCAACUGUGUUUGGACCCAACAUCCUUCGGCCUAGAGUGGAGGAUCCUGUCACAAUGAUGGAAGGAAGUUCCCAGGUCCAGCAUCUCAUGACUGUGCUAAUCAGUGAACACUUGAGACUCUAUCCACACAAGGAGGCCAGAACUGAGUCUGCAUCUCAUCCGGAGACACAACGGUGCAAAGUGGAAUGGCUUUCACAGCGAGACACCGACCCUGCCCCUUGCACAGGCGUGGCCUCCAAAACUCCAAUAGAAACUCUUCCAUCUGACACGACUUUUAUCGGAACUAAACCCACGACAUCAAGCACUGUUUCAUUGGAAAAAGAUGACGAUGGUCAGAUUGAGGGACAAAUUCAAAGCAACACCGAUCAGAGAGUGGACGGAAAAGUGGAUGGUAAAACCGAAGGCAGUGAGGUAGCUGUGAGCCCUAGUAAACAGCCUAAAGCUCUACCCUCCUGGAAGAGCUCCUUUAAGGGCGGCGCAGCUUCCGGGGGGCCAAGAGGGAAAAUAGGGGGCUCGGCAGGAGAUGUGUCAGCAGCUGGUGGAAGCAGCUGGCUGAUGAAUGGUCUGUCAUCCCUCCGAGCUCACAGGCGCACCACCUCAUCUGGAGAAAGAGUGAAAGACUCCACUUUGUCUCUGAAGGAUUCAACACUUUCCCUUAAAGAAACCACUCUUUCACUUAGAGACUCACAGAAAGACUCUGAUGAAGACUCUUCUCGAACGUCGCUGUCUAACAGAGUCCUCCAACAGUCCCACAGACUGUCUGCCUAUGACAAUGUUGCUCCUUCCAGCUUAAGCCUGCCAGCUGACAACUCAUCCAUGUGGACCUCAUUUGAGAUCUCCCUCUCAGAACCUGAGAGUAGUGAUUCGGCAGUGAAACUAGAACAGGUUCAAAAGACACCUGCAGAUAUGAGAGAUGGUACAAAGACUCCAGAAAACAGUGCUAGUGGCAAUGAGGAGGAUGUCGCUGGAACAAAUGAAGAUUUUAUGAGCAUGCUCACCCAGCUCAAGCAGGAGUUGAAGAAACAGAGGAUGAGCUACGAAACCUGCAUUCACAAACUGGAGGAGUCCUGUUCCAAAUACCAGUCCCAGGUAAAUCGUCUCGAAGAGGAGCUGGAUCAGGAGAAGAAAAAGUUUCACAUGCUGGAGAUCCGACUCAGGAAUUCGGAGCGGGCGCAUCAAGACGCAGAAAAUCGAAACCUUCUCCUCCAGCAAGAGAUGGAGGAAUUCUUCAAAACACUUGGAGACCUGACAACAGGUUCAACCCGGACCAACUAA